CUCACCGAGUGAAUGUAUGAAAACAUGUCCACAAUGGUGUAUUUAAAGGAAGAGAAGUUGGAGAAGCUUACUCAAGAUGAAAUCAUUGCCAAAACUAAGCAAGUGAUCAAUGGACUAGAGGCACUGAAGAAUGAACACAAUUCAAUUUUACAGAGCUUACUUGAAACACUGAAAUGUUUGAAGAAAGAUGACGAAACUAAUCUGGUUGAAGAAAAAUCAAACAUGAUUCGAAAGUCACUGGAAAUGCUGGAGCUUGGCCUUAGUGAAGCACAGGUAAUGAUGGCCUUGUCAAAUCACUUAAAUGCAGUGGAAUCAGAGAAGCAGAAACUGCGUGCUCAGGUUCGCCGGCUAUGCCAGGAAAAUCAGUGGCUACGGGAUGAACUAGCCAAUACACAGCAGAAACUACAGAAAAGUGAGCAGUCUGUGGCUCAGCUGGAGGAAGAAAAGAAACAUCUAGAGUUCAUGAAUCAAUUAAAAAAAUACGACGAUGACAUUUCACCAUCAGAGGAUAAAGAUACGGAUUCCACCAAAGAGCCUUUGGAUGACUUGUUUCCCAAUGAUGAGGAUGACCAAGGACAAGGAAUUCAACAGCAGCACAGCAGUGCAGCGGCUGCUGCCCAACAAGGUGGCUAUGAAAUUCCAGCAAGAUUACGGACCCUUCAUAAUCUUGUUAUUCAGUAUGCUUCCCAAGGGAGAUAUGAGGUUGCUGUGCCUCUCUGUAAACAAGCUCUUGAAGAUCUGGAGAAGACUUCGGGUCAUGACCAUCCUGAUGUUGCCACUAUGUUGAACAUACUUGCUUUGGUGUACAGAGACCAGAACAAAUACAAAGAUGCAGCAAAUCUCCUGAACGAUGCCUUGGCUAUCCGUGAAAAGACUUUGGGCAAAGAUCAUCCAGCGGUGGCAGCAACUCUAAACAACCUUGCAGUACUUUAUGGUAAACGGGGAAAGUACAAAGAAGCUGAACCACUUUGUAAGCGAGCUCUGGAAAUCAGAGAAAAGGUCCUGGGAAAAGAUCAUCCCGAUGUUGCCAAACAGUUAAAUAAUUUGGCUUUACUAUGCCAGAACCAGGGUAAAUAUGAGGAGGUUGAAUACUACUAUCAGAGGGCACUUGAAAUCUACCAAACUAAGCUGGGACCGGAUGAUCCAAAUGUUGCAAAAACGAAGAACAAUCUGGCAUCCUGCUACCUAAAACAAGGCAAGUUUAAGCAAGCAGAAACUUUAUACAAAGAGAUUCUUACUCGUGCCCACGAACGGGAGUUUGGCUCUGUAGAUGACGAAAAUAAGCCCAUCUGGAUGCAUGCAGAAGAGAGGGAAGAGUGCAAAGGGAAGCAAAAAGAUGGCACGUCUUUUGGAGAAUAUGGUGGUUGGUACAAAGCUUGCAAAGUUGACAGUCCAACAGUAACAACUACUUUAAAGAACCUUGGAGCACUUUACAGACGACAGGGCAAAUUUGAAGCUGCUGAAACAUUAGAAGAGGCAGCAAUGAGAUCUCGCAAACAGGGUCUUGACAAUGUUCACAAACAGAGAGUUGCUGAAGUGCUGAAUGACCCUGAGAGCAUAGAGAAAAGGCGGAGCCGGGAGAGCCUCAACGUGGACGUGGUAAAGUACGAGAGCGGCCCUGACGGAGGCGAGGAAGUGAGUAUGAGCGUAGAGUGGAACGGGGAUGGCACUGGAUCUCUAAAGCGCAGUGGUUCCUUUAGCAAGCUUCGUGCUUCCCUUAGACGCAGCAGUGAGAAGCUGGUUAGGAAGCUGAAGGGAGGAAAUUCACGGGACAGUGAACCAAAGAACCCAGGCAUGAAGCGUGCCAGUUCUCUGAAUGUUCUUAACAUGGGUGGCAAGGCUACUGAAGAUCAUUUUCAAGAACGAAAUAAUUGUCUGACAGACUCGCGAGCUCUGAGUGUCAGUCAUACAGAUUUGGCGCAUUGAGAUUUUGGACAGCAGCUAGUUAAUAUUCCUGUGUGAAUAAAGAAGCACUGAGACCUUCAAAGCUUUGGUUCCUCAUCCUUGUGUAUAGGAACACCUAGUUUGUAGAUGUUGUUGUUGUUGUUGUUGUUUUUUUUCUCCAAUGGACUGCUGUUUUUACUUUUUAAAUCGGGACGAUUUUAAACACAGCGUUAGUGUUUUCUUUACAGGAAAACUAUAGAUACAUAUUGCUCGUUGCACUGCUCCCAUUCAUGCUACUUACAUUGAUUUCUUUAAUAGAUCUGAGUAUUACAGCAGCCAAAAAAAAAAAGUAAAAAUACAAACACACUCAAAGCCUCCCAAAAUGCGGUGUUGUUUGAAAAUGCAGGCAAAACAAAGGGUUUGUCAGUAAAUACAUACAGGGCUGGAAUAAGAAAAGGAUAAGUUCUUGUGCAUUACUGUAUAAAUGCCAGUUGAGCAUUCUGUAGCUGGGGGGGGCUUGCCCUUGCACCACUGAUCCUUGUAAUGGGAGAAGCCUUGGCUGGCUGAACAGCACUUAGACACGACUAGACUGAGCUGGUAAAUUUUACAGAAGCAAUGGCUGGGGCUGUGUUACGUGUGAAUAGCAACACCUGUGACCAUAACUCCGCUAAUUUAAGUCUUAGGGCUCAGUAGUCAGUGGAGAUAGGAUGGGUUUUGUCCAUCAGGAGAAAUGGAAAAAACCCUUUACCUUGUGUGGUAGAAGAAUACCCGAGUUUUGGACUGCAACUGUCCCAGGGCAGCUGCGGCUGCUCUCAGGGGAACAUUGAGCCUCAGGUUGAUUUUCUCGCUUGUCCACUGGAAUCCACAAUCCCAUUCUCUGCUGAAAAGUGCCCCAACGUUUCCAUAUGGUGAUCCCAAAUCCUGCCUUUCUCCAUAAUAGCUGGUGACAGCAGAAGCAGGCAACUACACGCUGGGAUGUCACACUGUGGAGUAGCUGCUGUGCAAGCGACCACUCACAUCUUAAGGGCCUCCGUGGAAGCACCAGAUGGCCAAAAGUGGCAAGUGACCUGUGUGACCACAUAUCCACAUUAAAUCCACUUAGAUUUAUAUAUAUAUAUAUACACAUAUAUAUAUAUAUGCUGUGUGUAUACAGGACUGCUGCUGGAAUUAUGUAUGUUUUAAGGAUUUUAUAGACAUUAGGAUUUCCUUUUGCUUUUCUGUAAAGCUUGUAACUUUGUUCUUUUGUGAAAAUUCUUCGCGUGAAGUUGGAUGAGGAAGUAAAAAAAAAAACAAACAAAACCUGCUGGUGUGCGAACAAAUGUAUUUGUGGUCAUAGUUGUGAGCUGGAAAAUGCUGAACAAAUUUAACUUCGGGAAAAGCUGGAAUAUUCAAGGUCAGUGGUAACUGAAGGAGGUAAAAUAUAGGAAGAUACGCAAGUUUUAGUAUUUGAACAGGCUGUGAAAAGUCAUUAGAAUUAGCACUUAGGAAAAGUAUUUGACUGGGUUUGCACCUGGUUUUAAGUUGGUUACAGUAACUGAUGCAAAAAGGUGUCUGUGUAAUGCACUUAACUAUGUUUACCAGGAGGUACCGUCUGAGCAUCUCUUCAAAGAAAGCUGCGUGUGGUGCACCUGCUAUAGAGACAGUUUAGGAACGGUGAGAUACGAUGCUGCUAAUAAUUGUGUAGAGGUUUUAGCACAGAUUAGUGCAAUUCAUUAGUGAACUCGAGCAGGAACAGGUUGUUGCUCGGUUAUCUUAACAGUAGAUACUCGUGUAAUGUUGACUCUUGAGUUUUAAUCUUUUUAUUAAGAGCUUUUUAUAUUAAAAAAAUAUGUAAUAUAUAUACUUUUAUUUUUCCCUCCCUAAAGCAAAACAUUUUCUGUAAAAAUUGGCAAAUAGACUCUCUGCACAAAGGCAGACUGAGCUGGCUUUGCAAAAAGAACUGUAGGAGAGGCUGCCAGGCCAGGGGUGCCAUCUCUGGCCAGGAGGCAGCAGGAGAGCCCUGCCCCAGCCUUGUGCCCUGAGACACUCCCUGCAAACACCCCUUGGGUCCCUUUCCAACCAGCACACUGCUCCUGCUGCAGGAGCAGCUCCAUGGGUGGUGUUCCACUUGGGAGACCCUCACAAAAAUCUGACUUCAAAAAAAAAAAAAACAAAAACCACAAAACUAUUUAGUUACAGAACUGAUUCGGUAAUAAGGAAUUAGUUAAACUGGGCAAUGUGUUUCCCACAUUCGUCUUUCAGGUUUGAGAGGGGAAAAUGAUUUUUUGCAACCUCU
Messenger RNA from Empidonax traillii (willow flycatcher), 4159 nucleotides. It is a transcript of the gene KLC1, whose product is annotated as kinesin light chain 1. Bases 13 to 1926 code for a protein of 637 amino acids. Gene Ontology annotation, cellular component: cytoplasm; membrane-bounded organelle; kinesin complex. NCBI's taxonomy places the organism in Eukaryota, Metazoa, Chordata, Aves, Passeriformes, Tyrannidae. Gene Ontology annotation, biological process: axo-dendritic transport. The transcript is spliced from 16 exons. Gene Ontology annotation, molecular function: kinesin binding. The record is from RefSeq and is a predicted model, not a curated record.